Rhopilema esculentum is the source of this 3999-nucleotide messenger RNA. Lineage: Eukaryota; Metazoa; Cnidaria; Scyphozoa; Rhizostomeae; Rhizostomatidae. The record is from RefSeq and is a predicted model, not a curated record.
AACAAAUAAUAUUCGUCAAAAUGGCUGCCGCAAGUGGCACUCCCGCCGCUGGCGGCUCGCUUAAAAUUGGAACCAAAGUUGAAGUAAUUGGAAAAGGAUUGGUCGGAACUGUACAGUAUUCUGGAAUGACAGCUUUUGCUUCUGGGAAAUGGAUCGGUGUUGCCCUUGACGAGCCAAAAGGCAAGAAUGACGGUACAGUGCAACAAAAAAGAUAUUUCACCUGUCCUCCGAAUCAUGGAAUAUUUGUAAGACAGUCACAACUUGCUGUUCUAUCAGAUGUUGUUUCAAAAGAGGAUGAGGGGCGAUCUGGAGCCUCUUCCAAGUCACCAGAUAGCUCAGCAUCAUUGUCCCCUUCCCCUUCUCCUUCUCCAACACAGCAAAUGAGCCGGCUGCCUGGAAAAAGUGGUCUAGUCCGACCUGGGUUUGGGAAAAAGGCUGUUGGCCAAGAAGAAUUAAAACCAAAGCAAGAGAAAAGUGAACCUGCAGUAGCUCCACCAACACCACAGCCCACUGCAAGUAUCCCAACCUCACAACCAGCCAGCACACCCAUCCCAACUCCAAUAAAAUCUGCAGUUCCAGAGCCUGCUUCAAAGUUAGAUGUACAAUCACCAAUGACAUCUUCAAGAUCUACAGCUGCCUCUGAGGAACUGACUGAAUUGCAUAGGAAGCUAAUUGAAAAGGAUAAAGCUGUAAUCGAUCUCGAGGAGAAGCUGGCAACACUGAAGCAAAAGAGGGCUGAAGAUAAAAACAAGCUGAAAGAAGUUGAGAAAUUGAAAAUGCAAAAUCAACAGUUGACUGAAUACAAGACAAGAUGGCAAGAAACACAGAAAGAGCUAUUGCAUCAACUGAGAACUUCCCAAAAGGAAGCAAGGGAAGCAAGAGAGGAGUUGGCGAAACAUAGUGAUGAUUCAGUGGAUUUACAAGAGGCAGUUGAAAUGGCAACGCUUGAUAAAGAAAUGGCAGAAGAAAAGUGUGAAAGUCUUCAAGCUGAAAGUGAAUCAUUAAAGGAGAGAAUCGAAGAACUAACUCUUGAAUUGGAAAUACUUAGAAACGAGAUCAGUGAUGGAGGGGUUGAAGGUGUGGCUGCAAAUGCGGAAGUAAAGAAGUAUGAGCAGCAGAACACGAGAUUAAAGGAAGCCAUUGUGAAAAUGAAGGAAAUUUCUGUGAGUGACAAGACGGAGCUGCAACAACUUCAGAAGCAGUUUAAAGAAAUGAGUAACCAGCUCAGUGAAAUCUCUGCGGAAAGAGACAAACUACAGUCACGUUUACAGGUCGCCGAGGAGUCAAUCGACGAGCUUAAAGAGCAGGUCGAUACAGCACUUGGAGCAGAAGAAAUGGUUGAAACACUGACCGACAAAAAUUUAGCUUUGGAAGAAGAGAUUGAUAAAUUACAGGAGACUGUUGCAGAUUUGGAAGCUCUACGAGACCUGAAUGAAGAAUUGGAAGAAAACCACUUGCAAACUGAGCAUGAUUUAAGAGAAGAACUUGACAUGACAAUGAAUAAGAAAAGAGAGCUUGAUAGAAAAUUGGAUGCCACUCAUGAAACAAUCGCCGAUUAUCAAGGGACGAUAACGAAGUUCAGAGAUUUGGUUAAUAAUCUCCAGAUUCGCAUCCAUGACUUGCAACAACAGCAACAAGACCAAUCGGCAGAAAGCGACCAGGCUUUGUUGUCGCAAGCUGCCCCGGAGAUUGAUUUCAAAAUCAAAUUUGCUGAAAUCAAGCAGCAUGCUCGAGGAAUUGAACUUGAGUUACGCAAGUUUGAAGUUCAAGAGGCGAACGAACACGUGAAAAUGCUGUCUUCAUACUUGCCAGAUUAUUUCUCAAGACGAGGCGGUGAUUACGAUGGUGUGUUACUGUUGUUGCUGCUGUCAAGACUUAAUUUUAAGACUGAGCUCCUCAGCAACCAGCUUCGAGAGAAGCACGACAUUGGAGAAAUCGUUGAUGAUGGCCAACCACUGAAGGGAUCUCGGGGUGAUCUUCUAAGCCAUGCAACGCAAAUGACAAUGUUGUUGUACCUAUAUCAGAAAAUAAUCGCAGAGUACACGAGGGCGGCAGGAUCCUGCGAUGUCUCUGUUUUUACAAGAAUCGCAGCACAGUAUCCAGAAUUGGCUGCUGAUGAGAAAUAUAUUGAUCAUUAUUUGAAUCUCCUUACCAAGGACGAGCUGGACGACACUGUGUCGUUGGAGCCCCUUGAGAAAGCUGUCAAGCACUUCACGGCACUGUAUUCUCUCCAUCUCGGGAACUUUGAGAUCUCCCAAACCGAAUUUCUCAAUGACGCAAUUAGAAUCAUUAGCAGUGGUGCUGAAUGCUUAUCGAUGGACACCCAGAGACUGCGGUCGCUUGCAGCGACCUGUGACGAAGGAAGCAAAUUCAUCAACUUUCUUGCGUCAAUUGAAUUGAGAAACAUGGAAGUAAAACAGCUAUGUAAAAAGAUAAAGAGAAGAAUGCCUCCUAAUGGUACCAGUGUGAUUGAAUAUCCAAAAGAGGUUAUGGGUCAGAUCGAUAGUGUUGUCACGGAGCAAACGAACCUUGUCAAAAUGGUUCAAGAGCUUGCAAAUGUUUCUUCGUACAAGGCGAGUUCGUUGGCUGAGGGUGAAGUGCUGUUGAGUGGCCAGCUAGAGGAAUCUGCCUGGGACUGCGUGAUGCUUGUGUAUGAAAAAGACGAUUGUGAGCCAAUAGAUUGUAUCAGUGAAGGCUUCAAAAAGAUUCUUCUGUGCUUGUCUGGUGUGUCGAUCAAGCUGCAAGAAGGAGAGUAUGAUGCAGAACCUCCUUCGAAGAUGCCAGAACAACCUUAUUUAAUACGCGCGAAAGCUUUUAAAGAGGAGCUGUCAAUUACCACAAAGUUGGAAGAGAAAAUUGAAGCAAAGGAACAAGAAAUGCUUGAAAUAAGGAUGGCCAUGAAGCUGAAAGCAGAAGAACUUAGUGCUGCUAAUAUUCGCAUCGGAUUACUGGAAAAGCGAGCAGACAAUGCUGCAAACGACGCGGAUGCAAAAGUUGAAGCUGUGAACAAGAAAUAUGAUAAUGCCUCCAACGAACACGCUCAGAAAACAAAAGAAUACGAAGAGACAUUAGAUUGUUUACAAGCCGACAUUGUUAGCCUUGAAAAGGAGAACCAGGAUCUCAAGAAAAGGCUAGAUGCAUAUUCUAAGAAAACCUUGUUAACUGAUAUUGCGAGACAGGCUCAAGGUGGCUCUGGAAUUGCCAGUCUAGUUGGCUCGCCAACAAAAUCCGGAGGAAUGGGAAAAGGUUCUGUUCAAGUGAUCAUCAAAGAUUCUCCGGUUAUUCUUGCACAGCUUGAAUCGUUGAAGACUGCACUAAGCCAGGUUCGUGCAGAAAACAUCCGUUUGAAAGCAAAGAAGCUAAAGGAUGAGUUAGCUGCCCUCCCAAAGAUUUAUUCACCCCCUGCUUGUGAUGAAUCUCAUCGAGCAGAGGACUCAGAUUCCAACAAAACGCCUGCGACAUUCAAAACAGUAACAAAAGACACUACGACUCUCCUUAAUAAUCUCCAAGCUUUGAGCGUUUGCCCUAAAGUGGUAGAUAUUACAAAAAGAAAGCCGGGAAGUGAACUGGCAACAGGCAAAGCUGCACCUAUGAACCAGUUUAUCGAAACGAAGAACUUGCUGAUGGCAUUUAAAAGACAGAAGGAAGAGUUGCAAAAGAAUAUCCAAAGUGUGAUCACCAAGGAGCUUCCUGGAGCAGCGAUUGCGUCAUCGUGCAAGCAGUUCUAUUCGCCGGAGUAUUCCAAGGUGAUUGAAGAAAGAUCUCGCCCAGUCCUCGUUGGCAGGUUGUCAUUCCCUUCGAACGAGGCUGACACAAAGGCCACUCACCGGAAAGUCCUUCUAACACCGCAGCAAUUCACGCAGCUGCACGCAGUAAUGGCGAGAUAACCGAGACUUGCUUUGUUGUUAUAACAACGAGUACUGUAUUUAUUUAAUUUGUUUUGAAAAAUUAACUAAAAUUAGAUGAUCUUCAAACCAUACCUUAUGCCUUCUUAUGGAA